AUAUUUUCCUUCAAUUGCUACCAAAAACUUAAGAGUUGACUUUUUCUGUGUGGUCAAUCGAAUUCGAAGAAGAAGAAGAUGAUGAAUGAAAAGAUGAAAGCUUUGAUGAUUGGAGUUGUUGGUGCAGGAAUCACACUGUCUGCAUAUUCACAGACAUAUAUGAGCCCGACUCAGUGUAUCGGCACCGGUCUCGUGGUUCUUAUCGUCGGACUUUUUGUCGGUGAAGGUUUCCUUCCUAUUUGAUUCUCUUUUUAUCGGAAAAUCCGGUUUAGAUCCUGCGUAGAUAUGGAGGAUCUGAACCCGUAUCCCUAUGUGGGAUACGGAUCCGUUCUAAUUAUCUUUUUGCAUUUCUUUUUAAGUUGUAAUAUUGAUGGUAUUGAAUUUUGUUUUGCUUGAAAUGGGUGAUUGUAAUUAUGUGUUUGUUAUGAUCAACAGAACAAUUUUCAAUUUUGAAUCUUGAUUAGAGAUUUUGGUGCAAC
Molecule: messenger RNA, 479 nt
Organism: Cynara cardunculus var. scolymus (artichoke)
Lineage: Eukaryota; Viridiplantae; Streptophyta; Magnoliopsida; Asterales; Asteraceae
Exons: 1
Coding region: 79-243 (54 amino acids)
Source: RefSeq, a predicted model, not a curated record